This is a messenger RNA of Sceloporus undulatus (fence lizard), 2598 nucleotides long. RefSeq names its product vasoactive intestinal peptide receptor 2 (gene VIPR2). The coding region runs from base 185 to 1498 and encodes 437 amino acids. Gene Ontology annotation, biological process: cell surface receptor signaling pathway; adenylate cyclase-modulating G protein-coupled receptor signaling pathway. The record is from RefSeq and is a predicted model, not a curated record. Gene Ontology annotation, cellular component: plasma membrane. Gene Ontology annotation, molecular function: G protein-coupled peptide receptor activity; vasoactive intestinal polypeptide receptor activity; peptide hormone binding. The transcript has 13 exons. Lineage: Eukaryota; Metazoa; Chordata; Lepidosauria; Squamata; Phrynosomatidae.
CAGCGGGAGAGAACUGUCCGCGCGGCGCUGAAGCGCGUUCGACCCGGGACGCGUCUGCACUGCGCCCUUAUGUCCCUUUGGAGGAAUCCCGGACUUUUAGGAAGCGAGUGGAACCCAGAGCAUCUCCCAGCCUCUUGGACCUGAGCCUCCCUUUGGCAUCCCUGGAGGAGAGAGAGAGAGAGAGAUGCUGAACUUCCCUCUCCUCUUCUUCUCCACUUCGUGGAUUUGGGGCCUGGUGAGUAGCAUUCACCCGGAAUGCAGAUUGCUGCUGGAAAUUCAUGAAGAAGAAAUAAGGUGUAUGGAGCUCCUAAAGAAUACCAGAACAUCAGGAUUUAAAGGAUGUCUUGGCAUCUGGGAUAACCUUACCUGCUGGCACCCUGCAGAAAUUGGAGAAACUGUGACAGUCCCUUGUCCAAAAAUCUUCAGCCACUAUUUCACCAAACCAGGAAAUAUCAGCAAAAAUUGUACAAGCAAUGGUUGGUCAGAUAUAUUUCCAGAUUUCAUAUCUGCUUGUGGAUACAAAGAAAUAGAGGACAGCACGAUUUUCUAUGUUCUGGUGAAAGCAAUUUACACCCUUGGACACAGCGCCUCUCUAGUUGCUCUGAUUACAGGAAGCAUCAUUCUUUGCCUUUUUAGGAAACUUCACUGCACUCGGAACUACAUACAUUUGAAUUUGUUCCUGUCUUUCAUCCUUAAAGCAAUCUCUGUCUUAGUUAAGGAUGCUAUCCUCUAUUCCAGUACUAAUGCAGAUCAGUGCCCAGAGGUUCAACCAUCUUGGGUCGGCUGCAAGGCUAGCUUGGUAUUUUUCCAGUACUGUGUAAUGGCCAACUUUUAUUGGCUCUUAGUUGAAGGACUUUAUCUCCACAUCCUCCUCAUGGUCAUAUUCUCUCCUAACAGACACUUCACCAUCUAUCUCCUUAUUGGUUGGGGAAUCCCUACAGUUUUCACCGUCAUGUGGAUAGUUUCUAGGGUCUAUUUGGAGGACACUGGUUGCUGGGACACAAAUGAUCACAGCGGUCCUUGGUGGGUCAUAAGACUACCAAUCCUAAUUUCCAUUUUAGUGAAUUUUAUACUUUUCAUUAGCAUUAUAAGAAUAUUACUACAAAAGCUGAGAUCUCCAGAUGUUGGAGGCAAUGACCAGUGCCAAUACAAGAGACUUGCAAAGUCAACACUGCUGCUUAUUCCACUCUUUGGAGUUCACUACAUGGUGUUCGCAGUCUUUCCUAUUCGCAUUUCCAAUAACUACCAGAUCAGUUUUGAGUUAUGCCUGGGAUCAUUUCAGGGCCUGGUUGUUGCAGUCCUCUAUUGUUUUCUGAACAGUGAAGUACAAGGUGAAGUGAAAAGAAAAUGGCGGAGCUGGUGCUUGAACCAAAGAGUGGGGCGAGAUUACAGACUGCAUAGCUCUUCAAUUUCACGAAAUGGAUCGGAAAGCAUCUCUCAAUUGCAUCGCAAUUCAACAACUCAGUUUUCUCUGCAGACAGAAACCACAGUGAUAUAAGCCAUUUGUGGCCCUGCAAAAGACUACGGGGCAUAUCACUGUAUAUGCAGCCCAGCCAAUAGGAUAUAUUCUAACUUGGCAGAGUGUGUACCCUGUUCUAUCUACAUGCCAAGAUUCAACAGUGGCCUAGUACAGUGCAAGGUAUCUUAAGAGCUUUACCCUAAAACUUGUUUCCAGUGCCAGGAUUCAUCCCUGGAACAUAAGAAAUACUUCCCAUUAAUGCAUUUUCACAGGUUAUCUGGCUUUUUAGACAUGUUGAUGUCUGUCAGAUUCAGAAAAUAAUUGAAAAUAAUUGGGAUUUACUGGAUUAAGAAUAUGAGAAGAGCCCUAGAAGAUCAGACCAAAGGUCUGUCUAGUCCAGCAUCCUGUUUCCUGCAAUGGCUAACUAGAUGACUAUGGGAAUCUAACAGCAAUAGUGAGUGCUUUUCCAUUGUUGGUUCCCUUCCCACUGGCAAUCUAGAGGCAUCCUACUUCUGAACCUGGAAGUUACACUUAGUGAUUAUGAUUAAUAUUUGGGGAUCGACAUUGCCCGAGAAUUUGUCUAAAUCCAUGUAAAGUUAUUUGUGCUGUUGACCAUUGCCACAUCUUGUAGCAAUGAGAACUAGAAUGUAUUUCAAGUAAAGAAGACAUUUUUGUCCUUUUCAUUGGACAACCCUCAUGUUUGCACCAGUUUUAUAGAUGACUAUAAAGCAAUAUGGUUUGUUUUGAGAGUCCAGAUUAUUUCUAGACCCAAGCACCAAAACACUGUUGAGUCUCAGCCCAGGCCUGUUGUAUUGAUAUUUGUGGGUUUGAAUGUGGCUUUCAAGCCACGUUUUGACCACUUCUGUUUUAGCAAGUGAGGCUAUGUGUAUGGAGUGGAAGUAAGGGCAGAGUAGGCAGGCCAAAACAAUUUGGGUGGAAUCCAGUGUCGUCAUUAUCGGCAAAUAUAUUUUCCUACCAAGCCUGGCAGGCACAGUUCAAAUCUGAGUCUGUAUGUCUAUUCAGGAGUAAGUAAAUGCAAUUUUUUUCUACCUGCAAAGCACAGCUCAAUUCAUUGGAGAUUAUUUCAAGUUUGUUGUUGUUGUUUGCCUUCAAGUUGUUUCUGACUUAUGGCGGCACUA